Molecule: messenger RNA, 1211 nt
Organism: Morus notabilis
Lineage: Eukaryota; Viridiplantae; Streptophyta; Magnoliopsida; Rosales; Moraceae
Product: ethylene-responsive transcription factor ERF021-like
Biological process (GO): regulation of DNA-templated transcription
Molecular function (GO): DNA-binding transcription factor activity; DNA binding
Source: RefSeq, a predicted model, not a curated record
AUGGGAGAGCCAAGCAGCCAUGCAGGUGCCGCGACUUCUAUCUACAGAGGAGUCCGCAAGAGAAAAUGGGGAAAGUGGGUAUCGGAAAUCCGAGAACCGGGCAAGAAAAGCCGAAUCUGGCUCGGCAGCUUCGAGACGCCGGAGAUGGCGGCGGCGGCCUACGACGUGGCGGCGCUGCAUUUCCGGGGGCGGGAGGCGAUGCUGAAUUUCCCUCACCUUGUCAGCAGCUUGCCCCGCCCGGCGAGUUACAUCCGCAUGGCGGCUCACGAGGCGGCGCUGAGGCUGAGGAGCGGUAAUAUUUCUCCUGUUCCGGCGGCGUCCGAGAUUGGCGGCUCGGGCCCGGGAGUGGGGCCGGUCACCGUUCGGCUGUCGCCGAGUCAAAUUAAGGCGAUCAACGAGUCGCCGCUCGACUCGCCGACAACGUGGAUGGAGAUGUCCGAAGCCAUGAUGAAGGAGUCGGCCAUGUUCUUCAAUGAUGCUGAAGAGAAUGACUAUUGGGGCGAGGAUAUGCAAAGUGAUUCUCUUUGGGAUCCUUAAGUUUGGUAAUGACAUUAUUUUUAAUUAUUAUUACUAUAGCUAUACAAAACGACAUAACGCCGUAUUUUAAUACCAAAACAUAAUAUUAGUUACUAUUUUCAAUCUUUCAUAAGGGAGGUCACAAUAUUAAUAUUAUAUGACCUGUGGGCUGUGGUAGUAAUCAAUGAAAAAAAUAAUGUUACACUGGUUUGAGCUAAUUUGGUUACCAUUUACUUGUAAAUGAUGAAGAUUUGGUUGGCGUAUUUAGGUAAUUAAUUAAUUAAAGAGAAGGGAUUUCUCUCUAUAGGGGAUUUGUUUUGUUAAUGAAAGCAGAUUUGUGAAAAGAACAUUGUUUGAUGUUUGACGGAAUAGUAGAGGGCGCUUCGAUUUUUUUGAAGGAAGCCCAUUGCUGUUCAUUCUUAAAAGGGAGCUUAUUUUUGGUGGGUCCCAAUUAAGAUAGAAUGAGAAGAAGCUUUUAGAAAGUUCAGUGGUUUUUCGUUGGCCUGAUUUUUCAAGGUUUGUUCUUUGGUGGCGAGGUGCACGACUAAUGUGUAGUCAUCAAUGGGCCCACUAUCCACAAUCUCAUUUGCCUAUUGACUUAUUUGUAAUGAUCAUUCGGCUUUAUAUAUAGAAACGUGUGGGUGUGAUUAAUUCUUUGUAUUAAUGUUUAUUUAUGUAAUAAUAAUGUUUGAUUU